AGUCAUAUGACAGAGUCACACAUCACGUGAACUCUUAAGCUCGUUUCCUUAUCUGAUUAUUUACCACAUCAGCGCCAUCCACGCACAUUAGAACAGACUCUCGGGACGUGCAGGUUGAAGUUGAAGGACUUCAUGUGAAGGUCUUCAGUCUGAAGGAACUCUGAAGUCAGCCUACAGCAAAGAUGCAUGCGAGAGUGUGUAUGUUGGUGUGUAUGCUGAGUGUGUGCAGCGCUCUCAUCUGUCCUGAUGGAGGAAUGUGUGAUAAUGGAAACACCUGCUGUCAGACGUCAUGGGGUGGCUACGGAUGCUGCCCUCUGCCUAACGCUGAGUGUUGCUCAGACCACCUGCAUUGCUGUCAUGAAGGAACACUGUGUGACACUGAGCACGGCACGUGUGUGAACAAGACCCACAGUCUGGAGUGGGUGAGGAGAGUCAGUGCCAAACAGAUUACCUUACCUCAGGCAGUGGUGUGUCCUGACCAGGAGUCUGAAUGUCCUGAUGACACGACCUGCUGCCAGAUGCCUGAUGGGAUUUGGGGGUGCUGUCCAAUGCCCAACGCGGUGUGCUGUGAAGACAGAAGACACUGCUGUCCUGAGGGCACAAGCUGUGACAUUGCUCACUCGAGGUGUGUGUCGGCCGUGCGAGGCUCCAUCCCUCUCUUGAGAAAAUUCCCUGCAAUCCACAAAGAUGCAGCGGUGAAUAAGGGAUCUGUGAAGUUCCCAGGCAGUAACGAUGUGAUUUGUCCAGAUAAAGAGUCCACAUGCCCAGAUGACACAACCUGCUGCAAGCUAGCAAACGGCAGCUACGGCUGUUGCCCCAUGCCUAACGCUGUCUGUUGUGAGGAUUAUGUGCACUGCUGUCCUGAAGGAACGACCUGCGACCUUGAACACGGCGCCUGUGUCCUGGUCAGUGAGCUCAAUGCGAUGACUGUUGAGGCCACGCCCACUCUGCAUAUAAAGCCCACAGUUCCCGCCUUCCCACGUCCUUCACAGAAUAUCAACGACAAAUGUGACCCGACCUUUUCAUGCCCACAAGACACUACCUGCUGCAAGAUGGCUACCGGCGAUUGGGGCUGCUGUCCUCUACCACAAGCUGUGUGCUGUGAGGAUCAUCUACACUGCUGCCCUCACAACACGGUGUGUAACGUGCAAGCAGGGACGUGUGACAGUGUCUCAGAUUCGAGCUCGACCGUGCCCUGGGUCACCAAGAUACCCGCCGUGGCCGUAGUGCCUGAGAAUGAGCACUGUGAUGAGACCUCAGCGUGUCCAACAGGAACAACCUGCUGUAAACAGAAAUCAGGAACCUGGGCCUGCUGCCUGCUUCCACGGGCCGUUUGCUGUGAAGAUCACGAGCACUGCUGUCCUCAGGGCUACAAGUGUGACGUCUCUCACGAGUCCUGCGAACACCCUUUUCUACCCAGCAUGCCUUGGGUCAGAAAGCAUCCAGCGCUGAGUGUGACGCGUAGCUUCCUCUCUCACCCCAGUGCUAACGCCGAGUCAGGCUCGCAGCACGAACACAAAUGUGACGCACAGACCAGCUGCCCCAGAGGCAGCACCUGCUGCUUCAUGGCAAAACUCAGCCAGUGGGGUUGCUGCCCUCUGCCACAGGCUGUGUGUUGUGGCGACGGAGAUCACUGCUGUCCCAGCGGCUACACCUGCGAUAAGGAGAAACCCACCUGCACGAAGGGAAACCUGGAGCUUCCGUGGUUCAAGAAGCAGCCGGCCAUAAGCGUCACGAGCGACCUUGGGGACGUGAAGUGCGAUGACAACACCAGCUGUGCGGCUGGCACCACGUGCUGCAGAUUACGCACAAAAGCGUGGGGAUGCUGUCCGCUAGCCCAGGCGGUGUGUUGUGAAGACCACGAGCACUGCUGCCCUCACGACUACACCUGCGACCUGCAGAGCGGCACCUGCGUUAAACCUUCCACCACACACACCGUGGCUCUCGCACUCACGCGCGUGCUCUCUGACAAAAACGAAGAUGAGCCGAUGUGCGACGCCACAAGACGCUGUUCUAAGAGUCAGACCUGCUGUCGCUCGUCCGACUCCGAUUGGGCCUGCUGUCCGUUUGAGCAGGCGGUGUGUUGUGAGGACAUGAAGCACUGCUGCCCUAAGGGAUACGCCUGUGACCCUAAAAUACGUUGCACUAAAGUGUCUUCUCUCACAUGGUGGGACAAUUCACACAUCACUGUAGAGAAACGUCAUCACGCUACUAAUUAGCUUAAUCUUCUGCCCAUGUCGGGAUGAAGGACUGCACCGUGUGUGUGUGUGUGUGUUGUUUUUUUUUUUUUGCAGUUCUAUGUAUUUUUAAUAAGAUCAUUUUGUGGUUUAUAACUGACAUAGAAACCGACACCGAAACAAUAACACACACUUCUUCAAAUUUUUCUUCAACCCGAAUCACUCCAGGAUGUUUUUAUGUAGUUCAUUCAUGUGCAAAUUCUGUCAUCUACUGUAGUUUGUGCCGCAGCGUCCAAUUUAAAUCCCUUUUAAGAUUUUGUAACUUUUUUUUUUUUUUUUUUUCUUCAAACUUUUCUCCUCAGGUAUGAAACAGAUUGUAGGCCGAACCGAAUGUAUCGCGUAUGUAAACUUUAAGCCGACAAAUCUAACAGCUUAUGGUUCUGUAAACGCAAGCUGCCAGUACGGAUGGGAGUAAAAAGGAUCGACGAUCCUUCAUCCUUCAUCUCUAACAGUGGAUUAUAACCCGAGCGAAAGCACACAAGUCGACGUAUUUAGGUGUUUCGACCAAUAGAGUCCCUAUUUUAGUAGCCUGAGUCAUCCAGUGUUGCCUUGAGAACUAUAAUGAGGAAGGAAAGUUGUAUAUUAAUUUAUCGUCCUCUUAAAAUCAGAGUUUUUUUUUUUUUUUUUUUUUUUUUUUUUUUUUUUUUUUGCCUUUGAUCGCAUGACGGAAAGUUUCUGCCUGUUAAGAUUUUAAAGGGUAAUAUCACAACUCCAAAAACAACAAACUUUGAAAUGACUUUGAGACUUGAAAUGAUUUUUAACUAACUUUUAGUGACAUGAUUAUCCACAUGGUUUAAAUCAAGAAUCAUUUUUUUUUUUUUAUUAUUAUUUUUUUU
Messenger RNA from Tachysurus vachellii, 3073 nucleotides. RefSeq names its product granulin b (gene grnb). Bases 183 to 2219 code for a protein of 678 amino acids. Gene Ontology annotation, cellular component: extracellular region. Lineage: Eukaryota; Metazoa; Chordata; Actinopteri; Siluriformes; Bagridae. The record is from RefSeq and is a predicted model, not a curated record. The transcript has 15 exons.